AUGAGCUGCGAGAACAUCAUAGAGAUGGGAGUCAAGGGCAGCAUCGCCGUCCCGGACGGGCCUCGCUUCCACCUGUCCGUGCUUCCGGAGGAGCCUGGGGUGGUCACGCUGAGGCGGAAAGUCACCAUCGGAGACGUGCGCUCCCGGAGUCACGAGGGCCACCUGGCGGAGGGGCGCACCAGGCGGGCCCAGCAGAGCUACGAGCCGGCCAAGCGGAAGCUUCCUCUGGUCCACCACCUGGGUGGACAGGAGGUGGAUCAGCGGGCGAUCCACCCGGGCGCCCAGUGCGGCGCCAGGAGCGUCGGGAACAUUGUCAUCAGUGUGUCGGAGGCCGUGCCGUCGGUGGACAAGCGGCCGGUGAACCACGUCUGCUCGACCGAGAGUGGCUACGACAGCGAUGGCACGCGACGGAGCGAGGACUCGCCUCCCGGCAGCACUCGCAGAAUCAGCGUCCACAGCGCGUCCAGUGACGACAGCGCCAAGGUGUCGAGUCAGGAGCUGCGGCAGAGGGGGCCGCGUCCCGGCGCGUGCGAGAGAGCCGGCUCGGCGGGCGCCGUCCAGAUCACCACCGGCUCUCCCGGGCCUGAGGUGCAGGACGGUGACGACUCCCCGUUCGCCAGUCAGGGCAACGGUACCAUCCUGAGGCAGCCGAAAGAGAUGAGGCUGCUCCGGGACGGAGCCGACGACGAGACCUGUCUGGUCGCCGAGCCGCCAGCGCCGCAGAGGAAGUUCACGCCGCACAAGAGUCGGCCCACCAAGCCUCCGCGCAAGUCGCUGCUGCGGGACCAGAUGGCCGAGAUUUCCACGCAGACGUCGCUGCCCUGGGACCGGGCGCACUACGAUGAGGUACUGUCCGACAGCGAAACUCUGUCUCCGGUGCGCCGCAGUGACACAGUACGGAGGCAGCACGCCGACCUGGGUCUGCACGAGCGCCUGGCCAACUCUGCCGAUGGCGACUCGGGCCUGUUCUACGCCAGACGAACGCCCACGGCCGAUCUGCGUGCCCACUCGGAAAGUUAUCAACACCUCCGGUCGGAGGAGGGCUACCGCACGCCGUCCGGUGGCUACCCGGCCGACGGCGGCGGCCCGACGCGCGGUCGGAUCCGGAUGGGCACGCGCGAGCCGCGGGAGACGGGCCGCCCUCCGGCCCGGCCCCGCUCCACAGGUCACAUCGGACAGACGAACGGCGGCCUGGCCAGUCAGCCGUCGCUGCCCUCGCUGCCGGCCGACUUCACCAGCAAACAGUUCAAGAUGCUGCGCGUCCUGAAGGCGGACGGCGACUCGCUGGGCAUCUUCAUUGCUAGGAACGUCCAUCACGGCUACCUUAUCGCUGAGAUGGAGACCAACGGCGCCAUUGCAAGGGACGGGCGCUUCAAGGUGGGCGACGAGAUAGUGAACGUGAACGGUCGCCGGCUGCGCGGCUGUACCCUCGAGACGGUGCUGGACAUCCUGCGCGACCCCUCGCCCGAACUGGACAUCGUCAUAGCCCGGGACUUCAACCCGGACCGACUGAGCCAGCAGCAGGCCGGCCAGCACGUGGUGGUCAUCUCUGUGCCGGACAGCAGCGGAGCGGCGGCGGCACGAGACGACGCCGAUGACCCGGAUGACUCGCUCGAGUACCCGGCCACUGGCUCCGAGCUGUGUGACGCCUCCGAGACGGAAGAGCAUCAGCGGCCAGAGUCGGUGCUCUCCGGCGUUUCGGGGUACUCCGUCUCCAGCAUCCAGUCGGUAUCGUCAGUGCGCGAGUUACUGCGCAGGCGCCAUGACCAGAGGUCAGGUGCCAGGUCAUCCGGAUCGGGAGCGUCCCGGAGACCCAAGUCCUUGAUCACCUCCCUGCUGACGAUUACCUUCGAGAAGGGAGCUGGGAAGAAGAGCCUGGGCUUCAGCAUCGUGGGCGGCAGAGAUUCCCCCAAGGGCAACAUGGGCAUCUACGUCAAGACGGUGUUCCCCAAUGGCCAAGCGGCAGAGGACGGCAAAUUGAUUGAAGGGGACGAGAUCCUGGCGGUGAACGGAGAGAGUAUGCAGGGACUGUCGCACGCGGAGGCCGUGGUCGUGUUCAAGUCGGUCAGGUCGGGGCAGGUGCUGCUCUACGUGGCCCGCAGGGAACAGGCCGGACGCCGAAGGUCAACGAAGUCCAUGUCGUGCGAUGACCUGGACUGUGUUGAGAACUGAACUGGCGCGACCGGAACCGGAGGAGAUGACUUCAGCAUUAGAGGCACCUGACCAGAAGACGUGUGUCUCUCGGCCGGUCGUCGCACGGGGUCCACAGAGGUGACCCCUAUGCGGGCGCGCCGCCUCCUCUCGACCCGACAGCCGCAGAGGAACGGGAGCCGGGCCCCAGCGAGCCGCCUGGCCACCGCUCUCCGCCGAGCUGCCAGCCCGCCGGACCAGAGCGUCCCCGCUGGUCCGUCGGGUCCGAGGCGUGCGGUCCCCGACAACGGACCUGAGCCGCUGUGCAUGUGUGUACAUAGCUGUGCGUGCCGCUGGCCAAAGCCGUGUGCUGCAGGGCAGUGCUGGUGAAUAUACAGACGAUGGGAACGCG
Messenger RNA from Pollicipes pollicipes, 2542 nucleotides. RefSeq lists its product as uncharacterized. NCBI's taxonomy places the organism in Eukaryota, Metazoa, Arthropoda, Thecostraca, Pollicipedomorpha, Pollicipedidae. The transcript has 5 exons. Gene Ontology annotation, molecular function: protein binding. The record is from RefSeq and is a predicted model, not a curated record. The coding region runs from base 1 to 2172 and encodes 723 amino acids.